GAGUGAGGGGAAGGUCACCACCAGUAUAUGAACGAGACGACAAAGGCCAAGCAGUUAGUUUGCUUGACGCUUCGGCAUAGAGAACAUCAACGUUAAAAAUGCGCGUGAUCGUCCUAGCACUGAUGGUGGCGGCGUCCUCAGCAUGCCGUUACUACUGCAGGACUCCUGAGGACGUGGCUUACUGUUGUGAUGGCGGGAAAGACUACAGACAUCCUGAAACCCACGACGGCGACUGCCCUGAAGUUCGCAGCUCCUGCCCGCGCUUCGGCACAAACCGGCCUGACGUGUGCCCUCACGACGGCGCCUGCGCACCCCACUCCAAGUGCUGCUUCGACGUCUGCCUGGGGCACCACACCUGCAAGCUGGCUGUCACCCCUACAUACACCGUCACCCCCCCGAUCACCCUCCCUACCACGAAGACCCCAAUCAACAUUGCAAUCUACGCGAGAAAUAAGGUGAAUCAAGGAGGAAGACCCUAGGCGUGUUUUGCUGUUGUUUGUGUUAGUAACUGCUUUUUAUUUUAUGGAAAUACAGAAAAGAAGUACA
Molecule: messenger RNA, 546 nt
Organism: Penaeus chinensis
Lineage: Eukaryota; Metazoa; Arthropoda; Malacostraca; Decapoda; Penaeidae
Exons: 4
Coding region: 99-479 (126 amino acids)
Cellular component (GO): extracellular region
Molecular function (GO): peptidase inhibitor activity
Source: RefSeq, a predicted model, not a curated record